Molecule: messenger RNA, 4578 nt
Organism: Cotesia congregata
Lineage: Eukaryota; Metazoa; Arthropoda; Insecta; Hymenoptera; Braconidae
Source: the annotation of a GenBank genome assembly
AAUCACAAGGAGGACUUUAUCGCAACUCUGGUCCAGGGUGACGUUAUCACAGUACUCACUAAAGGAGUUAAUAAUGUACUGUGGAAAGGUGUACUGAGUAAUGGUAAAACUGGAUUAUUUAGUCCAGCUCAUACAAUUGCUUAUUUAGGAUCUAAUUUACCAAGCAAUAAACCCGGUGAAUUUUUACGAGGUGAUGGUAAAAAUGCAUUUUCAUCUCAUCGCCGUAAAAUAAGAACUGAUAUGAUUUCAUCACCGCAAGGCGAUUUACGGCACACUGGACAUGUUGGCUUAGACGGAGCUUAUUUUGGAGACAUUAGUUUUCUUGGUGGUAAAUAUCCUCAUUUACCACGACAAAUUGUAACUCCCUAUAAACCACAGGAAGAUGCAGCUAUUAAUUCUAGUCAAAUUUUUUAUCAAGACUCAAAUAAUCAUGAUAAUAGUAACCACGCAGCUUCUGGACUUACACACGUUGACAUGAGUCACAAAAAUGAGGAUCAAUCUAUUAUUUCUACGAAUAUUGAUAAUGCCGGUAAUAACGAUCACGAGUAUCAUGAAAUAAGUGAUGAAGAGAAUCAAGAUAAUGCAUUGAGAUUCGAUAAGCCACUUGAUUUUGAUUUUGGGCCAAGAACUUCGUCUCCUUCAUCUCCACAAGGGCAUCCAACAUCUGCAGAACAUGAGUCGAGUAAUGUUAAGAAUGAACUUCGUGAAAUGCAAUCAAAGCAAGGCAGCAAGAAGAAACAGGCUACGGUAAAACCAAUAUCAGCAGCUGAUCAAAAAACACUUUAUUCAGCGAUAGCAAUGGCGCAAGAGUUAACUGCUCGGUCAAUGACAGACCUUGAAUAUCCACCAGAGUCGCCUGUAACGACUUCAAGUCCAUCGCGACGAAGGAAGUUUUCUUUUAAAUUACCACAUCAGCACAGCCCUAAACCUGAUAGACGACAUUUCGCUGAAGAAGCUGCUAGUAUACCAGACAUCCAGUGGCUAUGUUCAAGUUUGCAAUCAUUAUCAUCCACCGUUUCAAGUUUAGAAUCACUUGGAGCACCUUCGACUCUAAAAUUACCAUUGUGGGACAAAGCUUCAGCAGAAUUUUGUUUUGCUAAAUCCCGUGAACUUUUAACAAAAUCAAAUGCAUGGACCACCUAUAUGGACAUGGCGUUUGACAAUCAUAUGUUGAAUAACAAAGCAAUGAAACAAAAUCUAGUUAAAUCAACAGAAUUUCUCGAGGCUAGUAACAGUAAUAGCAAAGGUUCAAUUAAUUACAGUAAUAUCGCACUAGGUAAUUCACGUAAUUCAACCCAAGGUAUGAAUGGUAAAGCUUCGCGUCUGUCGAGUCCAAACCUAAAUGUCGGUAAAGAGGCGCGACGAAUAUCGACUAGUUAUAUCGAUCGUUACUUCGAACAAUCACAAAAUUACGAUACUGAUAACGCGUUAGAAUGUCCGACCGAAACGUUUGAUUGUUACAAAGAAAACAUGUCUGACAGAGAUUUAAAAACCACUAGUAGUCUUACGGACAGUAACGAUCAAUUUGCUAAUAAUUUUUACAAGUACACAUUAAUUGACGAGCCUAAAUAUACAUUGACUGAUGAUCCCAAAUAUUUACACCAGAUAAUUAAUAAAUCUAAGCUAGAUGACAUUCGUAAUUUACGAAGAAAUUCGUAUAUCGCUGAAACGCUCAAUCAAAACUCAUCCAAUAGUGGUUUGUUAAAUAAAUAUCAGGUUGAGGAGAGGAUAAAAAAUUCCGUGCCUAAUAAACGUACUGACUUUGACAUUUUUGAUAAAUUUUCUAAGAAAAAUGUUAAUGGAGAUGGAAUUAAAAAUAUUAAAGAAGUAAAGGCUUCUGCGGGUGCUGCUGCAUUGCCUACAACUCUUCAAGAUCAAAAUAUUGCUUGCGGAAUGCAAACAAAUAGAAUAACUAAUUUAAAAUCUGCAACCUCAAUUGCAGAUAAUUCAAAUGAUUAUGUCAAUGCAAUAAGAGCUGGUCAAAAUUAUCCGAAAAAUGAUUUCAAGAAAAAAAGUGAUUUAUUGCCGUAUUCAAUUUUACACAAUCCUCUUUUUAUUUCAGAACCAAUUAAAAAAGACAUUGAUAUUAGCAGCAGCGGUUCAGAAAGUUUGAGAUUAAACUUUGAACGUUUGAGAUUACAGUCGGAUAUUGAAACUAAAAAUCAAAUUCAAUUGAACAGUAAAAUUUCAAUGGGAGAUAAUUUUGGAGUUUUUACUUCAAAAAAUGUUAAGCAUUAUCCAGAUGAUAAGAAGCGCACUGAGGAUCCUUCAAAAUUCUCACAAAAUAUCGCAUCGACACAAUUUGAUAACAAAAAUAUCGCACGUAAUUCAAGAAAUUUGGAAUUAUUGCCGGGUAUUAAGUCUGAUUUGAAUACUGGUAUUGAUUUACCAGCAAAUGAACAAUUUAUUUUGGCUAGUGAAAAUAUCCCGAUGCGCGAUCCGCCAAAUCGUGUUAAUAACAUUGCACAGGCGAAAUUAACUAAUGAAGGCAAUGCCACGGGGUUAGAAUUACAUUUGAAUGCAGCAGUACGUAAUAAAAUGGGAAUUAAUUCAAAGACACACCAGCGUUUAUUAGAAUUUCCUAGACGCUGUCGUAAUGAAAUAAUUAAUAAAAAUAAUAAACUAAUAAAACAAACUGGAUCAAUAGACAAUAACAAAGUAGAUAUAGAUAAAAAUUUAUGUCGUCCACGUACUUUUUCUUUGUCAGAUGCCGUUAAAAACACCACGAGAAAAAGCAUCAGAUCAUUUUACUCGAGCAGUCAGUGCAGUGAUGAUUCAGAUUCAAUUUUUUACUCCGAUACAGACAUAAGGAGCCGGUUGAAAUUUCAGCGACGGCGUAAAAAAGUAUCCGGAAACUCAAAAGUUGGUUACAAUAAAAAGAACCGGGAAUCUUUAGGCGUUUAUCCAAAUGACGUCGCAUCAUCUUACUCUAUUAUUCAAAAUUCUGAAAAAUCACCACUGCCUUCAACGAGUUUUUUGAAUUCUUUAUCGUCCCAAUUUUCAUUAUGCAAUCAGACGGUAUCUUGGCCAGAGAGUGCACCAAGUUCAAGUCAAACUUUCACUAAAGAGGCUAAGGAAGUGUACAACAGCCUGGUGGAAGCUCAAGCAUUAGACAGCACAACCGACACGAAUCCUCUGCGAAUGUUGAGAUCCGGAUUACCAGUGAGGCCUCGUGUACGUGGAAACAAACAACUCAGUUUGGGCCUUACAACUCCGCAGAUCGACGAAACAGUCGGAUUAUCUGAUAACAGUAAACUGUCGACCGAUUUUUAUCAGGUUGGCUCAUCAACAUUUCCAAAGACGGGCGAGUUGGUAAACAAUUCGCUUCCUAUUUUCUCAACGCAGUCUUUAGAACGGCAUAACUCGUUGAUGAAUAUUGAAAAUAGUCAGAAUCAAAAUAAUUUCGAGGAGAAUCCUAUUCCACUGCCGCCUCGUGAUCGGUCAAGGACUUUGCAAUCGAAAUCCAAUUUACCACGACACCAACGCAAGCACCCAUUGAUUAUUCCUGGAGGUGGAAUCUCUCGGACAUUAGCCAAAGCUAUUGCAACAUCAUCAGUUGAAGAUCAAAUUGAUGGAGUUGUUCCUUCCAUCAAUUUGUCCAAUCCAAAUGUAUCUUUUUCAACGCAAAUGAUUCCGACAACUAGUCUUUCAAAUAAUCCAGCACCUAAUAGUCCAGAUGAAUUCGAGCGACGCAUCGAUUCUGAACUAGCAGCUUUAGACUCAUUGUCUCUUGAAAAUAAUUGUUCGCAUCCUUGCGGAAUGAUUUCUGAAGAUUUGCUCGAGAAUUCCGAUUUAUCAGAUGAUAGUUCAAAACAUAAUCACAAAAAAAUAGACAGCGAUGCUGUUAAAAAUUCAAAUUAUUUAAUAAAUUCUGAAAACUCUCAAAGUAAAAACGUCACCAAAUUAUCAUUUGAUGUAGUAACUGAGACCCAUUCAGAUAACAAAAAUAUCACAGAUGAUGUAAAUAGCCCACGAUCAACCAGCUUGAAUUCGAAUGGGGACGAAUCUGAUGCUUUAGCACCAGUUAAAUCGAACGCGCAGGCAUUGACAGAAUUUAGUUAUUUACAAAAUAAAACAUCAAGUCCAUUGAAUCCCUUUGAUGCUAAUGUAACCGCGAAUGAAUCAGAUUCAGAUGAAGAUCAAAAAUUUAAAUCACCAAAAACAACAACAGGUAACGUAUCGAAAAUACAAGAAACUGAUGAUAGAAGCGCACGUGGAAGUGAUCUUUAUCGUCAGUCUGACCAUGUAUCAUGUGAAGAUUUACUUGAAUUUGCGUGCGACCGACCAAAUGUACGCAGAACACGUGGCCCCCAUAAUGGAGCUCAUUCAGAUGAGGUUCGUAUAAUGUUGAAAGUUUUGCAAGAUCAAUCAACACCUGAAUCCUGUGUUACCGCUCUCAAUGUCGCUAAUUGGGAUAUAUUAGCGGCUAUUAAAUUAGAACGUCUUCAGGCGUUAUUAAAGAAAGAAAAUAAGUUUAUAGGUCUUGAGGAGUGUAAAGUAAUGCUGAAUCAAUGUGAUGGGGAUAUUGUUAAAGCAGCUGCUUCAAUAAAAAAUUCAGACGACAGUACUCCAGUUUGA